Molecule: messenger RNA, 1588 nt
Organism: Lepisosteus oculatus (spotted gar)
Lineage: Eukaryota; Metazoa; Chordata; Actinopteri; Semionotiformes; Lepisosteidae
Gene: gpr39
Product: G protein-coupled receptor 39
Biological process (GO): G protein-coupled receptor signaling pathway
Cellular component (GO): membrane
Molecular function (GO): G protein-coupled receptor activity
Source: RefSeq, a predicted model, not a curated record
GGCGUGGUAAAAGCAAUGACUUCCUGACCUGGUUUAUACUGGAGUGGUUUCCUUGGGUUGGAACUGGAGUAUAAGGAAUUAAUCACAAAGUACAGUUAAAAAAAAAAAACAAAACACCACAGUCUAUGCGGAAUACAGCCAAGUGUGGGAAACUGACUAUAAAUUUUAACCAUUAGGAACCUCGGCUGUAUUUCUGACUUGAUCUACGACUGCCUCAAAGAUUACUACUGAGUUUACCCCCAAGAAGAUGUCACAGAUUACAAACAGCUGUGCUGAUUUUCUUAACCAUCAUGUCGUCACCGAGUUCGAGCCGAAUUUGGGAACCAAGGUCUCUCUAACCGUCAUCUUCGGUGUUAUUUUGCUGGUUGGGAUCAUUGGGAAUAGCAUCACUAUCAAAGUCACACAGGUGCUCCAAACGAAUGGGUACUUGCAGAAGAAUGUUACUGACCACAUGGUAAGCUUGGCGUGCUCGGAUUUGUUAGUACUUUUGCUGGGUAUGCCUGUUGAGCUCUAUAGUGCAAUAUGGUAUCCAUUCACAUCUGCUUCAGGUAACGCAAGCUGUAAAAUCUAUAACUUUCUUUUCGAAGCAUGCAGCUUUGCCACGAUACUGAACGUGGCGACCCUGAGUUUUGAGAGAUACAUUGCAAUCUGCCACCCUUUUAAAUACAAGUCAUUAUCGGGAUCCAGGACAGUCAAGCUGAUCGUUUUCGUUUGGGCCACGUCUGUAUGUGUUGCCCUUCCCCUGCUGUUUGCAACGGGGACCGAAGACCCCCUGGAGCAACUUGAAGGGCGAGACCACCCUUGCAAAAUGCAGAAAUCCAAUCGGACCAUCUGCACCAACCUCGCCUCCAGGUGGACAUUGUACCGGGCAAGCAUCUACAGUGCGUUCGUUGUCUACAUCGUGGUGUUGGUGAGUGUCGCUUUGAUGUGUAGGGAAAUGAUGAAGAUCUUGAUGGGCAGAAACAAAAGUGGGACUUUGGCUGUCAGGAAUGGGGAGAAUGAAAUCGGAGGACUGCCAAAACACGAGAGCUCGAAAUCAAAGGCGUCCCGGAAGCAAACCAUCAUAUUUCUAGGGCUUAUCGUGGGGGCUUUAGCAGGAUGCUGGAUGCCGAACCAGGUCAGGCGCAUCAUGAACGCUGCCAAGCCCAAGAACGAGUGGAACAUGGCCUACUUCAGAGCGUACAUCACCCUCACCCCCAUAGCGGACACUUUCUUCUACCUGAGCUCUGUGCUCAACCCCUUCCUGUACAACCUCUCCUCCAGACAGUUCAGGGAGGUCUUCCUGCAGGUGCUGCAGUGCCACCUGACCAUACAGCACGUCAACAAGCGAACCGUGAUCAGAUCGGAUAUCAAUUCCGCCCGCUCCACCCGCCCACUCAUGCUGGCCUCCAUCAGACGUGGGCUUCCCUCCAACAGUAAAGCCAAGACUGGUAAAUUCGCCGCCAUUCAGAAACCGGCCCCUAAUUCCAGCACCGACAGCACAGGCUUGGCUACAGACACAUCACAGCAAUGCACAAGUGACCAAAUAACUGCGGUGGCACAAGACACUAUAACGGAUAAGAGCACCUUCGACGAAAGUGAAAUGUGA